Molecule: messenger RNA, 2961 nt
Organism: Neodiprion fabricii
Lineage: Eukaryota; Metazoa; Arthropoda; Insecta; Hymenoptera; Diprionidae
Exons: 8
Coding region: 827-2110 (427 amino acids)
Source: RefSeq, a predicted model, not a curated record
UGCUUCCGUACCUACACAGACAAGCAGAGUUUCAGUACCGACGAGCUGGGCACGUUUGGAGCUCAACAUGGCGCCGGUCGCUCUGUAGCUUUUACGUCAAUAUCGCGGUUUAGCUGUAGCAACGCAAUUCGAACAAGCAUUGGAUUUGGAAGGCACGAUGCUUGACCAAGUGAGUGCGGAUAUUCGGUCUGGGGAGAUCGCUGCUUCUUUUCUCUUCAGUGUACUCGACUCGGAUAUGUUUGGAUUGCGUAUCACUCAAGAAUCCACUUGCAGUCCAUCUCGGUAAUGGUUUGGAGGGAAUUUGAAAGACCUCAUCGUCGAUACUCAACACCGCGGGAAAAACAACUAAAGCAUAUUUCUCUCAACAGCGAUUCGCAUUCCAUUUCAGUGGCGGGAUAUUUUGAUUCUCGCGUAUAUAUACGCUAUAGUGACUGCAAGGCAAAGUACCGGAAAACCUCGUAGAUCCUUCGCUCCGAUAAUAACGUAAAAUUCGUUUACAAAAGAGUAUAAAUUGCGACUGACCUAAGUUUUACCGUCAAACCCACAACCGCAUAGUCCGAAACCUAUUUCAGGUCGAAAUCCAUUACUAGCUACUUGGUCAUAAAUCACCUGUGAUGUUCGCCGGAAGUGAUAAUUUCGCAAUGUCAAGUACAUCAAGGACAUGCUUCACCUAGGUGAAGUACGAGCUUGCAGAUUACACGGUGAAUUGGGAAAGAGGGUCACGUGCAGCCCCUGAAAUAGUUACACGAAUUAAUCACUUACACAAAAUCCCGAGAUUUUGGUGUCUGAUCGCGAUUGGUGGAAAGAUAAAUUCCAAAUUCGAAUCAUGGCAGAAGAAGGUGCGGAGAUCCGCGAGUGCCUGAGCAGCUGGCUGGCCUACCUUCAGACGCUGAACGGACUCUGCACCGCCGGUACGAAGCUCGCGCAUUCCCUGCAGGACCUCCUGUCGACUCACGAAGGCCACGACGCGUUGGCAGCAAGGUGCAAAUUGACUGGACAGUGUCUCGCCGGAUGGGAAGAGCUUACUCGGGCUACCAACGUCGCCAGUAACACCGUGAAGAACCAUGUCAGCCACGUGAUGGCGGCACUUGGAGAGGCUCAAGGUGGAACGGUCGACUCCCAAGAUAUCCUCUGCGACAAUUUACUGACCUUCAUCAAUCUACAGUAUCAGUUCUGCCUCGCCUGCUGCGAGUGCCUAGGUGGAAUGGCAGAGUGUUCCUGUUCUCGAACCGGAAGGUCAGAGUGCGAGGUGGCAGCUUUGCAGCGAUGUUUCGAGAGGCUGUACAGUCCUUCGGGGGGCUCUUCGUCCGGCGGUCAGCAGCAGGGGCAGCGAUCGCGUCUGCCUUAUCCGCUCUUUCCUCUGCAGGUUCAGAGGCGAUGGUCGGAAACCGCCGCCGCCGAGAUGUCGGGAUCUACGGUCGAGAACGCAACCAGACGGUGGUCCAUGCCUUGGGACUGUCGCCACGUAUCCGACUUCCUUGAGGCGCCCACCACCCAUCAGAACAACGCCAGGACCAAGCUGAAGGUGCCUUCCAGUCAGGAACGAAGUCGAGCCGUCACCCCCGACUCGUCCUGGAAAUCAUCGACCAUGGCCAGUCAGGAUGGACUCCGGGAGGCCAUUCAGCUACUCUCGUGCAAACCGGGUAUCCGGCCAUCGGCCCAGCUGUACCAUCCGAAUCAGCAUAUUCCAGAUGUCACUCUGACAACGUGUAGCUUCGAUAGAAACAGCGACUGUUCUAGCACCGCCUGGCUCGAUAAUCGAUCGAGUUUGAGGUACUGGCCACGAGACGCUGGCGACCACUCGGACCAUUCCGUUUCAGAACAGAGUGGAACCAGCGGAAGUGGUCACAGAGAUAGCAAGGACAGCAUCCACUCGCAGAGUGAUCAGAGUGGAAUCGGCCAGAGGGAAUCAGAUGCAGGGAUGAGCGAGGUGCUGGCCUCGAGGAAAAGCAGCUCGUCGACGGACUCGUGCCGAUCUGGUUCGGAGGGUGGCGUCGUCGGAGGGGAAUCCUCACGGUCCCAGUUAUACUCAAUGUGGAGCGGAGGUGACCUGCCCUUCAUCAAGCUCCCUGAAAACAGCGAACGAACCGAUAAAGAUCCUCCGACAUGAACGAGAUAUAUUUAGAACAUAUCGUUUGAACAAUCUCUUUUUAAUUAUGACCAAGUCGUCCUUCGCCGGUUGAAGGAAUGUUGUACAAUGUACAGAUUGUAUACAUCUAUAGCCUAACGCGUUAGUUACCCGUUUUAAAAACGGGAGGAUCGAUCCCCUCGCUGUUCUUGUUUAUACAACUACGUAAGAGUUAAAAUUUUUACUACCCGUACCUAUAUUAAUCUUGCCUCCCUCGAAGUGAAAACCAUUCGCUGCAGAGCAGAAAAUGUUUGUCAGAAUAAUUAUCGCUGGUGUGAAUUACAUAGAGUUAUAGUUGUGAACUCUAGUUUCGAAAAUCCUUCCGUUUCCUAUAUUUCACUUAUGAAUCGCUAACAUUUUCGUAAUAACAAGUCGCUUCGACAUGCUAAAAUCACUAAUUAUUUCAAAUCGUGCUCUGGAACUGAUACCAGCUAUUCUGGCGACCUCUGCGUUGAUUUGAAAUCAUGAAAAUGCUCGUUUAGAUGUUUUAUAUUGUAGUCGGAAAAGUUUUAUACAUCCGUUUAAAUCCAAGAUGUCCUGCGUGUACGUUUUUUAAUAUGUUUGAUAAACGUAAUGGUAAAUUCUGAUCGAGCCUUAUCGGCACAAAAUGAUAAUAUAUAUAUAUUGGACCUUCGAAUAGGUGUAACCUAUUUCUUUUUCAUUUUUAUUUUUUGACAGGAAAAUGACUACGUGAAUCAUAUCUUGAACCAAUUUUUCACCUUGUAUCCGUGAAUCACAAACUAUUAUACAAAGUACAACACAUACCUCUACGAAAAAAAAAAUUGAAGUAUCCUUAAACGGUAAUUGUGUCGAUUGAUUAAUCCGUAUCUUUG